UAAUUUUCUAUCGAUAUGUGCACAAAAUAGCAGCAGCAGCGCAACAUGCUGAAAGUGCAAUCAAAUUUGGAUAAACAGGGACGAUACGCUGUUUUGCUGAAUCAUAGAGAAUUAAUCAAUCAAAUAUACAGUGCAACAGUGACAGAUAAUACGACUUAUGAACUCAAGAAGCAGUUGUUUUAUUUUCACCAACCCAAGACAAUAACAACAACCCAAAAGAAGCGGAAAAGGAAGUUGAAUGAUGCGCCGAACAUUGAGCAAUCGGAGGACAACAUUACUGAGUACUUGAAGCUGUUACCCGAAGUGGCGAAUAGUGAUGUGGAAACAUCUUUGCCACGUUACUGGGAAGCCGAGUACACACUGCCACAGCUGCACGGCAGCAAUCUGAGUGGCAAAUUUCAAGAGUUCCACAACGGAAAUAGCUCAUCCUAUAUUAUACCUCAAGCUGCUCGGUUUUACAAUCACAAUGUGGAACAGUUGACAGCAUUGCUACCACAAUUGUUGCCCAGCUAUGAUGUCAUCGUCUUGGAUCCGCCAUGGCGCAACAAAUACAUUCGCCGCAUAAAGCGCACCAAACAAGAGUUGGGCUAUGCGAUGUUGGACAAUGAUCAGCUGAGUCAGUUACCACUUGGCCAGCUGAUCCAUGAACGCACAUUGGUGGCCAUUUGGUGCACAAACUCUAAACAACAUCAGCAGGCGCUGGAAACCAAUUUACUACCCAGUUGGCGAUUAAGAUUGUUGCAUAAACUUCGCUGGUACAAAUUAAAUACGGAGCACCAAUUAAUUGGUGAUUUAAAUUCUGGAGAUGUCACCCAGAAGCAGCCCUACGAGAUGCUCUAUUUGGCGUGUCAUGUGAAGAGCGACGCAAGCUAUGCAGAGGAACUGAAAAAGACGGAACUGUUGCUUAGCAUACCCAGCAUUGUGCAUUCCCAUAAGCCGCCGCUCUUGGAGUGGCUGCGUUCACAUUUGAAGCUGGGUGAGCAUCAAAAGGAACCCAAUUGUCUGGAGCUCUUUGCCCGCUACUUACAGCCCAACUUUACAUCUAUUGGCCUUGAGGUGUUGAAACUAAUGGAUGAGCGACUUUACGAUAAAGUCUGAAAGCAAAUCU
Messenger RNA from Drosophila sulfurigaster albostrigata, 1108 nucleotides. It is a transcript of the gene Mettl4, whose product is annotated as N(6)-adenine-specific methyltransferase METTL4. Gene Ontology annotation, molecular function: nucleic acid binding; methyltransferase activity. The transcript has a single exon. Gene Ontology annotation, cellular component: RNA N6-methyladenosine methyltransferase complex; nucleus. The record is from RefSeq and is a predicted model, not a curated record. The coding region runs from base 46 to 1098 and encodes 350 amino acids. NCBI's taxonomy places the organism in Eukaryota, Metazoa, Arthropoda, Insecta, Diptera, Drosophilidae.